This is a messenger RNA of Cephus cinctus (wheat stem sawfly), 3274 nucleotides long. It is a transcript of the gene LManII, whose product is annotated as lysosomal alpha-mannosidase. NCBI's taxonomy places the organism in Eukaryota, Metazoa, Arthropoda, Insecta, Hymenoptera, Cephidae. Gene Ontology annotation, cellular component: lysosome. Gene Ontology annotation, molecular function: carbohydrate binding; alpha-mannosidase activity. The record is from RefSeq and is a predicted model, not a curated record. The transcript is spliced from 17 exons. The coding region runs from base 149 to 3160 and encodes 1003 amino acids. Gene Ontology annotation, biological process: mannose metabolic process.
GUAAGUCCUACACAAAGUAAUAGAAAUCACACAGGGAAAGAGAACUUUCGUGGGGUCAGAGCACGAGGAUAAAUAGAGAGCAUCGAGCUCAAUUAUCUUAUUUGUCGUACACAGUCGUCCGUCGACUGAUGAAGUAAGGUUUUUCGCCAUGAAGCCGAAUAUUAUUUCAUUCCUUCUUGGUGUGCUGUUUAUUCAAAUUUUUCUCCACGAAAAUUCUGCGAGAGUUCAACGUAAACGCAAAGAGAAAACACCGACUUGUGGUUAUCAGACAUGUCCCAAAGUGGAUUCUGAAAAAUUGAAUAUACAUUUGGUACCCCAUACUCAUGAUGACGUAGGAUGGCUAAAGACCGUUGAUCAAUACUAUUUUGGGAGUCGCUCUUCCGUUCAAAAGGCUGGCGUGCAGUAUAUACUGGAUACAGUUGUACAAGAAUUGUUGAAAGAUCCUAGUAGAAGAUUCAUUUAUGUGGAAACAGCUUUCUUAUGGAAAUGGUGGUCAAACCAGGAUGAAACAGUACGCGAUCAAGUUCGGUCGUUGAUCAAUCAAGGUCGACUUGAAAUCAUUAGUGGUGGAUGGAGUAUGAAUGAUGAAGCAGUCACUCAUUAUAAUUCCAUUAUCGAUCAAUUUUCUUGGGGUCUAAGACGACUGAAUGACACUUUCGGAUCCUGUGCAAGACCUCACAUUGGCUGGCAGAUUGAUCCCUUUGGACACUCAAGAGAACAGGCAUCCAUAUUUGCGCAAAUGGGAUUCGAUGGGUUAUUUUUUGGUCGACUAGAUUAUCAAGAUAAAACAAAACGGCUCAAUGACAAAACUGCGGAGUUUAUAUGGAAAGCCAGUCCGAAUUUAGGUGAAAAGGCUGAUCUGUUUACCAAUGUACUUUACAACAAUUAUUCUCCACCUCCAGGAUUUUGCUUCGACGUACUUUGUGACGAUGAACCAAUGAUUGAUGACCCUGAAAGCCCUGACAAUAAUAUCGAUACACGAGUGGUGCUGUUUCUGGCUUUUGCUCAAAUUCAGGCAAGGUUCUACAAGACCAAUAACAUUAUUCUCACUAUGGGAGAAGAUUUUAACUAUCAAAAUGCAGAAAUGUGGUUCGUUAACUUGGAUAAGCUGAUUAGAUACACAACUGAACGUAAUGGAUCAACUGUGAAUGUUUUCUACUCAACACCAUCGUGCUACUUGAAAGCAGUAAAUGACUUGAAUUUAACUUGGCCAACAAAAACUGAUGACUUUUUCCCAUAUGCAAGUGAUCCUAAUGCAUACUGGACUGGUUACUUCACAUCAAGGCCUACAAUAAAGUUCUUUGAAAGAAUAGGAAAUAAUUUCCUGCAGGUGUGUAAGCAAUUGUCAGUAUUGGCAAAUCUCCAGUCAGUUGAUAAAAACUUGGAAGAAUUUCGCGAAGCAAUGGGAAUAAUGCAGCAUCAUGAUGCUGUAACUGGAACGGAAAAGCAAAAAGUUGCCAACGAUUAUGCUCGAAUUUUGUACAAGAAUAUGUAUCAAGGAGAUGACAUAGUAUCCAGUUCGUUGAGCAAAUGGAUACUCAAGAAUAAGAAUGAAAAUUCAAGUCCUGUGCAAUUCCAUUCUUGUUUAGAAUUGAAUAUUAGUUCUUGCACUUACACCGAGGAGAAUACAAAUUUUGUUGUCACCCUGUACAAUCCACAAAGUCAGCCAGUUACUACUUAUGUUAGAUUACCAGUUCAGGGACAGUCUUACUCUGUAAAAGAUUCUACUGGUACUGAGCAGAAAACACAAAUUGUACCCAUUCCAACACCAGUAAUAAACAUUCCAGGCAGAAAAAGUAAGGCGACAGUGGAAUUGGUUUUUGCAGCUAUUAAAAUUCCAGCCCUUGGUUAUCAAUCUUAUUACAUCAGUGAAAAUAAUGCUGCGCAACAUGUACAUUUAAGUCAUGCGACAAUAAAUUCCUCAAUGGACAGUGCACUCUUCAAUAUAACUGUUAAUGGAAAUGGAAAUGUUAUUGUACAAGAUAAACAUCAAGAUAUUGAAUAUACGCAAUCUUUCCAUUACUAUGAAGGUGCAGAGGGUAACAAUAAAGUAUUUCUUAAUCGAUCGUCCGGUGCGUAUAUCUUCAGGCCAAAAACAUCGGAUAUAAAAAAUUUGACAAACACUGGUUCUCAUAAAAUUUACAAAGGCCCAUUGGUGGAUGAAAUGCAUAUAACAAUAAAUGAUUGGAUCAGUCAAGUUGUCAGAGUGUACAACAAAGAAAAUUUCCUUGAAUUUAAUUGGCUCGUGGGGCCAAUACCUGUAGGCGAACACAUUGGCAAGGAAGUAAUAACAAAAUACUCAAGUAACUUGAAAACCAACAAAAUCUUCUAUACAGAUAGCAAUGGUCGAGAAAUGAUAAAACGUAUUAGAGACUUCCGUCCAACAUGGGACGUGAAAAUUGCUGAGCCAGUAUCUGGAAACUAUUAUCCUGUGACAUCAAAAAUAUUUAUCAAUGAUAAGAAAAGGUCACUGAAGCUGAGUGUCUUGACUGAUCGAUCUGAAGGGGGUACCAGCCUGAGGGACGGAGAAAUUGAAUUGAUGGUUCACAGAAGAUUACUCAGUGAUGAUGCUUUUGGAGUAGGAGAACCGUUAAAUGAAGAAGCUUUUGGCACAGGACUGGAAACAAGGGGGCAACAUUAUGUAAUCGGAGGUAGAGCCAGCGACGUAUCUUCUAUUGUCUUAAAAGAGAAGAAACUAGCUCAGAAAUUAGCACUGCGUCCAUGGACAUUUAUUACACCGGUCGAAGAUAUAACUUUUGAGCAGUGGAGUGAUGCAUAUAACAUGGAAUAUUCUGGUAUCUCCAAAGCAAUACCAGCCAAUAUACAUAUUCUAACAUUGGAGCCGUGGAAGAGUAAUAGUAUUUUGCUCAGACUGGAGCACAUUUUUGAAAUUGGAGAAGAUCCUCGUUAUUCACAACCGACUGAAAUAAAUAUUCAAGAUUUGUUCUCUACGUUCAGAAUUGUUUCUGUGCGUGAAACGACCUUAGGUGGAAAUCAAUGGAUAAGCGAGCUUAAUCGUCUAAAGUGGAACGUCGAGUCUAAUAACAUUAUAAAUAAUCAAAGUAAUUAUGUGCAAGAAAUUAAUCAAGAUGGCGCGAUUAAUGUACUAUUAAAACCAAUGGAAAUCCGUACAUUCAUUGUGGAGGUUGCUGCUAAAUAAAAUAAAUGAUUAAUUAGUGUAUAGGAUAUAUUUUUAAUAAUAAGAAUUCUAUUAGGCAAUGUAAUUGUUUAUGAUUUUCACUGUAUGAAUUCAAUAAAUGUAUUUCAAGAUGGA